UGAUAACGAUACUAUUCUAUGUCAAAGUAUUUGUAUAUUCUGACAAGUCAUAUUUUAUGCUUGACAUUCAUUCACUUUACAGGCCGUAUUUUCUUGAUAGAAUAAUGAUAUUAGAUAGACAAAUUCAAAUCAAAUUUCUACAAUCAAUAUCAUAGUACCGUUUAUAAAAGAUGAUUAAUUUUUAUUUUCAUUCUGUAAAGUGAUGAAUUCAUCAUGAUAGAUAAAAAUUUAUUUUCAAGUAUUUUUAUUCACAGAUAAUAAGAAUUCGAAGCAAAUAUGGAGGGUUCGAAGGUUACGGAUUCCAUCCGAUCUACUACAGCUCCGGAAUCUAUCCAAUCUACUACUGCAGCUCACAAUUCCAUCGUUAAAACUAAUUUGGUUCAGGAUUCCAUCAUUCGACCUACUAGAGCUCCAGAUUUUCCUAUCAUUAGAUCUAUAGAAUGGGAAAUGAUGGAUAAAAGAAAAUUUUUUCCGUUAUCAAUGCUAAGUUCAUUUUCAAUCAGGUGUUUUUUAUAUCCUUUAACUGUUGUGCGAACAAGGUUACAACUUCAAAAGAAUCACGCAUUUUAUUCAGGCACAUUUGAUGCAUUAACUCAAAUUUAUCAAUCUGAAGGACCUAGAGGUUUAUAUCGUGGUUUUUGGAUCUCAUCAGUUCAAGUUUUCAGCGGAUUCUUUUACAUAUCAACAUUUGAAGGAUUAAGGUAUAUAUGCACUCAACAUGGUUUCGAUAUGAGAACUAAAGCAUUAAUAGCUGGAGCAGCAGCCUCGGUGGUCGGUCAGACAAUAAUUGUACCUUUUGAUGUAAUUAGUCAACAUUUAAUGGUUCUAGGAGCGUGUACAAAAACUAAAUGUGAAAUGAACCCAUUGGGUAUAGAAAUAAAUGAAAAAAAUCGAACAUUAAAUUUUCUUUUAGUAUGUAAAAAGAUAUUACAAAUUGAUGGCAUUAGAGGAUUUUAUAGAGGUUAUACUGCUAGUCUUUGUUCUUAUGUACCAAAUUCAGCAUUGUGGUGGACAUUCUAUCAAAUUUACCAAGAUGAAUUGUUCCGUAUAAUGCCUGAAUCUAUGCCUCAAUUAGUUAUACAAAGUAUUGCGGGCUCAUUUGGUGGAUUUACAACAACUAUUAUAACAAAUCCGUUAGAUGUAGUACGAGCUCGUUUACAAGUACAAAGGAUUGGUACCAUGCGACGAGCGUUUAAAGAUUUGUGGCAUGAAGAGAAAUUAAUGAUGUUCACUAAAGGAUUAAGUGCUCGUUUGGUUCAAUCGGCUGCUUUUAGUUUUAGUAUAAUUUUAGGAUAUGAGACAAUAAAACGUAUAUCUGUAACAGAGGAAUACAAGGGUUUUGUACGCUGGUGAAUCAUGUUUAUUCAUUGAUUUCUCUAAUAUUGACUUAGUACUAUUAACAAAAUUUGAUUUUUCGCUAGGUUAGUUUAGAUAUUAUCUUAUUUUGAAAAUUCACAAAAUUG
Chrysoperla carnea is the source of this 1463-nucleotide messenger RNA. RefSeq names its product solute carrier family 25 member 44. Gene Ontology annotation, biological process: transmembrane transport; branched-chain amino acid catabolic process. Lineage: Eukaryota; Metazoa; Arthropoda; Insecta; Neuroptera; Chrysopidae. The coding region runs from base 277 to 1353 and encodes 358 amino acids. The record is from RefSeq and is a predicted model, not a curated record. Gene Ontology annotation, cellular component: mitochondrion. Gene Ontology annotation, molecular function: branched-chain amino acid transmembrane transporter activity. The transcript has 6 exons.